Molecule: messenger RNA, 3254 nt
Organism: Opisthorchis viverrini
Lineage: Eukaryota; Metazoa; Platyhelminthes; Trematoda; Opisthorchiida; Opisthorchiidae
Exons: 8
Coding region: 6-3116 (1036 amino acids)
Molecular function (GO): protein binding; zinc ion binding
Source: RefSeq, a predicted model, not a curated record
GCAGGAUGUUGUCUGGGAAGCUAAAGGAAGAAGUCCACUGCCCUGGUUGUCAGCAAAUAUUCCAAAAUCCUCUACUGCUUCCUUGUGGACAUAGCGUAUGCGUCGCAUGUGCUAAUCGUUUGUGGUUUCCGAUGACUUGGCCAGGAAAACAAUGUCCUGUGUUAAGCGCGGACGAUGCCGUCAGUGAAGCAGAUUCCGGGGUGGUUGUUUGUUCAACCGAAAGUACAGGAAGUUUAAAUCAUACAACAACAACAACUAUAAGCACAAUCAGUCCACGAGAAUGUUGCCCCUCAUGCUCAACCAUACCAAAACUUCCUGCGGAAAACCUAAUAGAAAGAUAUCCAACAGCUCAAGAUUGGUGGCCCAGAAAUGUGGCUUUGGAAAAUCUGAUAUAUCGCCUGUCUGAACUGAAUUCAAACGGAAGUAAGGAGCUUGUCAACAGACCACAGCCAAAUGCCUUUCGCCAAUGUCAUUUGUGUGAAUCCAAACCAGCCGGUGUCCCUGCAGUUUCUUAUUGCGAAAACUGUCAUCUUGCGUACUGUUCUCGCUGUGUCACUAAAUGGCAUCCAAACUCAGGGUUGCUUUCACGACAUCGAAUCGCAUCUGUAACUGAACAGGGUUUGUCAUCCACAUCCAGUAUACAUAAUAUAUCCCAGAGUGAAACAGUUCAGUGUUCAGACCACCCGGAUCGUUCUUGUCGCCUAUACUGUCUGGACUGCAACUUGCUCGUAUGCACACAGUGUUUGCAAGAUCCAGUCGAAUCCAGGGCGCCAUUCCAAUCAAACUGUUGCCUUGACAAGACCAUCGUGUUGACACCUAUGACCAAUGGUUAUUCCACACCACAAGUUCAGUGUUGGGCUAGCACCAAUGGCUCGGCGAGUUUCGGGUUAACAAACAGUUCGCACUCUGGACACGUGAUCUGCUCAGCAACCGUUCAAGCAAAGCGGUGCAAAACGGAAGUCACCAAGCAUCUGCACAAAUUGUCCGCGUUGGCCAAGGAAGGCGGAGAGUUGGUGCAAGAGUUGAAGUCGACUGGCACACGUAUAAUUCAAUCUGCGCAGAAUAUGGAAUCGAACGUGAACAAACAAAUUGAUCUGCUCAUUCAACUGCUUGAACGACGUCGGGCUAUCUUACUGGAUGAACUGCGAUCUCAGCUGCAACAUCGCGGACGUCGGUUGAGGGAACAGUCCAAUCAGGUUGGAAGCAGGCUCUCAGCCACAACCAGUCUGAUUCAUUUUGCCGUCGAACUGUUGAAGGAACAAGACGCUGCAGCGUUCAUUCAGAUUCUACCCUCCAUUCAGAAGCGAAUCCUCACAGCAGAAUCUCAGUUCGAAAUGGAACUGGAACUUGCCAAUCAGACAAAAGCUUGUGGUGAAAUUGAACUCAGAGUCAAUACGGAUUUGAUCGGUCAACAAGUGGAAACACUUCAGUUAGAAGAAUAUUAUGCACCUCCAGUUCCCGCUUUUUUGUCUUCCGAAUGCGUGGUUGACGGGAAUGCUCUUUUUGUCGUCUGGCAUUCCCCACGCCUUUGUCCCAAUCGAAAUGAAUCUGUUGCUCAGAUACCUCAAGAAACACCGUCCCAGACUCGGUGUCCGUUUGCAGACGCCGUGGAUACUUCACUGGGUGGAUCCAGACCUUCUGGUUUGGCCCAGUUCUCAUGCCGGCCAGGUUUGCACCCCAUCAAACAAAAUGGUCAUCUGAAUGCGACUCCUUUCCACCCCAAUCGUCUGUCUCCCCAGCAGUUUCCUGUCUCGGUGUCGGCCUAUCAUCUUUCUGACAAGGCAUUCGACGGUCCACUGUCAAACGGUGGCCACACAGCAGCCACUCCUUACGGUUCCCGCAAAACCUUGGCUCCGUUUGGCACCAGGCAGCCAGAAAUGAACAGUUCCCAAUCUAUGAACGCCAUUCAUCCACCUUCGCAGAUAGUUGGUAACGUUCAAAUAACUACAGGACGAUUUUCUCCUCGAUCUCCGGGUGAAUGUAAUCCAAUAACUUAUUUCUUGGAGGUUGACAAUGGACGCGGAGGUAUAUUUAAAGUGGCCUACACUGGACCUGAAACGGCCUGUCGCCUUGAAGGACUACAAUUCAACACAACCUAUCGACUCCGUGUCCGGGCGAGAAAUUCUGUCGGACACAGUGCCUACAGUGACCCUAUUCACUUGAAAACAGCCCGUUUAGCCACCUUCCGCAUCGAUCCUUCAAGUGGACUGCCGCAUUCGAAUGGGCUUCGCGUCGACCCAGAUGGAGUGACUGUUCAGUCUCUGGGUGACGUUGAGGAUCGCGUUCUUCUGGCUGAUGUCGGUUUCUCCCAAGGCACGCAUUACUGGGAAUGGCGAAUCGACUCCUAUGAUGGAAGAGGGCAACCAUCGUUUGGUGUCGCACUCAACAGCGUCGCGCGAGAUCGGAUGUUAGGUCUGGACAAUGCUGGGUGGGCAAUGUACGCAAACUCCAACCGCUCCUGGUUUGUUCAUGCUGGACAGCACCGAGAUCGCACGGAUGGUGGAAUACUGACUAAAGACCAAUUAGAACGCGACCAUCAGCCGACUGUGAUUGGUGUUCGUUUAGACUGCGAUCAAGGUCACCUGGGCUUUUAUCUGAAUGGCGAACCACAUGGGCCAGUUGCAUUUACGAAUUUGCUGCAAAACGGCAAGCAGUCGACCGAGGCUAUGGAGUCUGAUUUAAAGGAUGGUGUGCGUGUAGCUAGAACAGUUAAACCCUCGCUGUUCUACCCCGCACUCAGUUUGAGCCAUUUCACACGUGUCAAGUUAAUCACCGGGUUGGAAGUCCCCAGCGAAAGUGAGGAAUCCAGUGAGGAGUCCGAAGUCGAGUGUGGCGUUUUGGCAGUGCACACGCCAGAAUCAGCUUCCUCAUUAUCAACGCCCAACAACACUAGCGAACGCUCGAGAACAAGCGUGUCAACAGGGAAGGAUUCUUCCUCAUCAACAACGUCGACUGAUGGCGGGUCUCAGCUGCGGCCUAAUCGGCCUUCGGCGAUACAUCCAGACAUGACAGGGAUUGGAUUGACCCGGGGCUGCACAAUUUUGACAGGGAGUGUAGGUGUCACCGGACCGAAAUCACCCACGCCGAUUCGUCUGGUGACAUUCGGUCGAUCCUAAUUACCACUUGGUCAAAAUGUGAUAGCGGUCGCUGCAUUGCUUCCUGUACAUGCUUUCGCAAUCCAGACUUUUCUCCUGAGCUACGAAUGCUAACGGAAAAUGCUUUCGAUUAUCUACAUAUAUACACAUCUAUACAUG